Messenger RNA from Mus pahari (shrew mouse), 999 nucleotides. RefSeq names its product keratinocyte associated protein 2 (gene Krtcap2). Lineage: Eukaryota; Metazoa; Chordata; Mammalia; Rodentia; Muridae. The record is from RefSeq and is a predicted model, not a curated record. Bases 551 to 961 code for a protein of 136 amino acids. The transcript has 5 exons.
GGUUCUCCAAAGGCGGUCUAGGGGGUGGGUAACAUGGAAGGGUAUUUGAGGUAGGAACCAUUCCUUCUAUUAGAAGCUUGCAUUGAUUCCUGGUCAUACUACUCACAUAAAGCAAGAAGCUCGUUUCAGAGGAAGAACUCCAGGUGGACAGUGCUACAUCUUGGGUGGCACAUAUCUUCGGGAGUUGUUGAGGCAAUCAUAGUGGGCCAGGGAGGUCUGAGGAAGUUGUACGGGAGAUGACAUGAAUAGCAAUGAAGGCACAAGUGACUCUAGGCUAUGGGAUCAUGACUGAAAAAUGUGAGUGCAGCUUGUCCAGAGAGGCAGCAGAUGCCCGGGCUACCGAAGGCUGGAGACCAAGCAGGGCGGUGGCCUAGAAUGCUCUUCGAAGCAUUAUUUCCUCCUUGCCGCAAGAGGGCGCUGCACCCAAGGCGCGAAGAGGAAGAAGUAAAGCAAGUCCACGUUGGCCCCGACGCCUGCGUACAGACAACCGCGCCGCCUUUGGCUCCCCUCUUUCUCCAGGGACACGGAUUGGACCCACGGACGGGGCGUGAUGGUAGUCGGUACCGGGACCUCCUUGGCGCUGUCCUCCCUCCUGUCCCUGCUGCUCUUCGCUGGCAUGCAGAUCUACAGCCGCCAGCUGGCCUCCACCGAGUGGCUCACCAUUCAGGGGGGCCUGCUGGGCUCCGGCCUUUUCGUCUUCUCCCUGACUGCCUUCAAUAAUCUGGAGAAUCUAGUCUUUGGUAAAGGCUUCCAAGCAAAAAUCUUCCCUGAGAUUCUCCUCUGCUUGCUGUUGGCGCUCUUUGCCUCGGGCCUCAUCCACCGAGUCUGUGUCACCACUUGCUUCAUCUUCUCCAUGGUUGGUCUGUACUAUAUCAACAAGAUAUCAUCCACUCUGUACCAGGCGACAGCUCCAGUCCUCACACCAGCCAAAAUCACUGGCAAGGGCAAGAAGAGAAACUAACUGUGAAUGAGUAAUAAAGUUGUUUCUUUGUAGCUGUG